AUGGAAAACGCAUCCCUAUUAUCAUUGCUACAAAACACCACUCGUAGCAGAAAACCCUCCAAGACAGGAGGAGGGAUCUUUCGUAUGUUCAAGCUUCUUCCCAUGUUGACCUCCGGUUGCAAGAUGGUGGCACUGCUAGGGAAGCCACGGAAACUACUAACAGAUAACGCCACCACUGGGACGUUAUUUGGCUACAGGAGAGGGCGAGUCAGUUUGGCCAUUCAAGAGGAUCCACAUCGCCUCCCAGUGUUUGUCAUUGAGCUCCCAAUGCACUCGGUUGCAUUCCAGAAGGAAAUGGCGUCAGAUAUGGUGAGGUUAUCUCUAGAAAGUGAGACAACAAGUCGCAAGAAGAAGGUGUUGGAGGAGUUUGUGUGGGCGGUUUAUUGUAACGGGAGGAAAUAUGGAUAUUCAAUAAGGAGGACACAGAUGACGGAUGAUGAGCUCCAUGUUAUGCAAUCCUUAAGGGGUGUAUCCAUGGGUGCUGGAGUUCUUCCAGGCUUAUCGGAAAAAGAUUAUGCGGUUGAUGGAGAGUUGACGUAUAUGAGGGCAAGGUUUGAAAGAGUGGCUGGAAGCAAGGAUUCUGAAGCUUUUCAUAUGAUUAAUCCUGAUGGUGCUGACGAUGGCCAGGAAUUAAGCAUUUUCUUUGUAAGAGUACACUGA
Messenger RNA from Lactuca virosa, 660 nucleotides. Lineage: Eukaryota; Viridiplantae; Streptophyta; Magnoliopsida; Asterales; Asteraceae. The record is from the annotation of a GenBank genome assembly.